Messenger RNA from Bicyclus anynana (squinting bush brown), 5041 nucleotides. RefSeq names its product neither inactivation nor afterpotential protein C (gene ninaC). Bases 209 to 4825 code for a protein of 1538 amino acids. The record is from RefSeq and is a predicted model, not a curated record. Gene Ontology annotation, cellular component: myosin complex. NCBI's taxonomy places the organism in Eukaryota, Metazoa, Arthropoda, Insecta, Lepidoptera, Nymphalidae. Gene Ontology annotation, molecular function: protein kinase activity; protein binding; ATP binding. The transcript has 17 exons. Gene Ontology annotation, biological process: protein phosphorylation.
AUACAUAGUCGCGCCUAACACUGUUACGAAGGAUUACUGUGGAUUUAAUUUCUGAAGCCCCAGCACUUGCUAGGUAUCCGGCUGCCCAGCGAUCAGUACAACCCCGGACGAGUUGUGAUAUCCACCUGUGGUCGUGCAUAUUGAAGUUCUAUCUUUAAUAACAUCCAUAAAGUUUAAGUAUAUAAAUUCAUCCGCAUGAAAAAUAAACAUGAAGGACGGUCUCAAUAUAUCGUCCCUCCAAAGUCCUCAAGGCCGAUAUUCCCUUGUGCAAAAACUUGGCACGGGGGUAUUUGGAGAAAUUCAUAAAGCCAAGGAUAGCCAAGCAGCUGGCAAAGAAGUUCAAGUUAAAAUACUAUUCCUAAAAGAAGAAACUGAACAACACAUACAAGAGGAGUAUAAAAUUCUUCGUGAGUGCACUCAACACCUGAAUCUCGUCGAUUUUUACGGCGUCUUCUGUGAUAAAAGUGAAUAUUUGAAGAAAAUAUGGUUCGUUCUAGAGUUGUGCCAGUAUGGACCUGUCAUCGAUAUUGUCAGAAAACUCAAAGUGGCGGACAAGAAAAUGUCCGAGGAGCACAUAGCUUACAUCCUGAAAUAUACGAUCAAGGGCUUAUGUUAUCUACAUGAAAAUAAUAUCAUCCAUCGCAACGUACGAUGUAAUAACAUUCUCAUAACUAAAGAUGGAGAAAUCAAAGUCACUGAUUUUGGAUUAUCUUGCAAAUUGAACGGAAGCGAUGAUACAGCCAAGACGAUUCUUGGAUCCCCAAGCUGGAUGGCACCAGAAAUGGUCUCAGUCGGUGAAGAUGGAUAUGGGAACAGAGUUGAUGUUUGGGCUUUGGGAAUCAGUACAAUUGAAAUGGUCGAUGGAAAAGCACCUUUCCAAAAUAUGCAUCCAACCAGGGCACUAUUUCAGAUUCUAAGAAAUCCUCCACCAAGCGUAGCAAAACCGUCAAUGUCUUCUAACGAUCUAAAUGAUUUUAUUAAUGAGUGCCUGGAAAAAAAUCCCGAACACCGACCUUUUAUGAUGGAACUAGAAGAGCAUCCUUUUAUCCAGUCCGUGCCGGAAAACGACUUCCAUUUGUCCACUGAGUUAAAAAUGUUGGCAGAAGAUUUAGCACAGAAAGAAGUACCAUUUACAUUCCCUGAAAGAAUAAUUAAAAAUGGCUUGCUUAUCACCGAGGGAGGUAAAGACCCGGAAGUCAUGCAAGUGGAAGAUCUUGCAGCAUUAGAACGUUUGACAGAGGACAAUCUUAUUAACGAACUUGAAAUAAAAUAUCACAAGGGCCACUUUAUGUCAUUCAUUGGUGAUGUUCUCGUGAUACUUAACCCGAAUACACACGAAGAUAUUUACAAUGAAGAGCACCACAAAAAGUACGAAUGUAAAUCAAGGUCUGACAACGCACCUCACGUAUUUUCAGUUGCGGAUAGUGCGUAUCAAGAUGCUUUACACCAUAACGAGCCUCAAUAUAUAAUUUUUUCUGGAGAAAGUAAAUCCGGAAAAUCAACUUACAUGACCCACACACUUUCCCAUCUCACUUAUUUAGGAUCUAUGAAAAAUAAUACAGCAGAAAGAAUUCAAAAAGCUGCAAAUGUUAUUCAAGCUUGUAUUAGUUCAGCGACACCUGUUAAUUCAAACUCUACUCGAGGUAUACUACAAGUUCAAGUAACUUAUGGAACAUCUGGAAAAUUAAGUGGAGCUCUGUUUUGGCUAUAUCAACUUGAAAAAUGGCGUGUAUCAUCUACAGACAUGACUCAUGCCAAUUUCAAUUUAAUUUAUUAUUUUUAUGAUGCUCUUGAACAAAAAAAUAGGCUGGAUGACUUUUGUUUAGAAAGGAAUAGAAAGCAUCGAUAUCUAAGAGUUUUAGAUGAACCGUCAAGAAGCGCUAAAGGUGUGCGAGAAACUCCUCGUGAUAAUGUCAAAAAGUAUGAAGAAUUUAUAGAAAACUUGAAAAUACUGGAUUGGGAAGAGGAAGAUAUAAAAUUUUUGGAAACUGUACUAGCUGCCAUCUUAAUUUUGGGAAAUGUAAGAUUUAGAGAUGGUAAACAUGGUUCAGCUGAGAUAGAAAAUGUCGAAGAGGCAAAAAAGAUAACUAAACUAUUGUGUCUGGAAGAAGCUAAAUUUCUAUGGGCACUUCUCAACUAUUGCCUAAUCGAAAAUGGUUCUGCUGUGAAAAGAAAACAUUCAACUGACGAAGCUAGAGAUGCAAGAGAUACAUUAGCAAGCGCCCUAUAUAAAAGACUUAUUGAUUGGUUAAUUAAUCUUAUUAACGCAAAAUUAUCGUUCAUGCGAUCCGUUUUCGGUGACAAAUAUUCUGUAAGCUUACUGGAUAUGUUCGGAUUUGAAUGUUAUCAUAGAAACCGCAUAGAACAGUUGAUUGUAAAUACCACUAAUGAACAAAUACAAUUUUUAUACAAUCAAAGAAUAUUUGCUUGGGAAAUGCAAGAAACCGCCGAAGAAGAGGUCCCAAUGACGGACCUAGUAUUUUAUGAUAAUAAAAAUUCUGUUGAUCAGCUGAUGGGAAAACCUCACGGCAUUUUGUUUAUUCUAGAUGAAGCUAGUCGCGCUGGUAGUGGACAAGAAUACAUAAUGACCACAAUUAAGUCAAAGUGUAAAGGACCUUACGUCAAAUUGUCUGGGAGUCACGAAUUCUGCGUAGCACACUACACCGGUAAAGUGAAUUACGACGCAAGAGAAAUGUCUGAUAAAAAUAAGGACUUCCUACCUCCUGAAAUGAUCGAAACAAUGAGAGCAUCAACAAACCUCACAUUACAACAAUUAUUUAAAAACAAACUCACCAAAACUGGGAACCUCACAGCAGCUUCUAAUCAAAGCUCAGGAGCGGCGGGUUCGAGAUCCAAAACUGAGAAAGAACAGGAAAAUAUUAAAGCAAGGAAAUUCAACACUGUUUCUAAGGGCCAGUAUUCGCAAAUACGCAGAAUGAGGACCGCUGCUACGACAUACAGAGCCACAAGCUUGGAACUCCUCAAGCAACUCUCCAUAGGCCCUGGCAGUGGAGGAACAAACUACAUCAGAUGCAUUAGAACAGAUUUGAACGACAACCCAUAUGGUUUCCAGAAGGAGUUGGUUAGGCAGCAAAUUCGAGCCUUGGCUAUUUUAGACACGGCUAAAGCACGUCAGAGAGGAUUUUCUUAUCGCAUUCCGUUUACUGAAUUCAUUCGGAGAUAUCGCUUCUUAGCAUUCGACUUUGACGAAAACGUGGACGAAACUGCCGAUAACUGCAGAUUGCUAUUGAUUCGCCUGAAGAUGGAAGGUUGGGAACUGGGUAAAACGAAGGUUUUCUUGAAGUAUUACAAUGAGGAAUUUUUGAACAGAUUAUACGAAACACAAGUCAAGAAAAUCAUAAAAGUACAAAGCAUGAUGCGCCUUUUCUUAGCCAAACGAAAUGCUGUUAAAAAUAAAUCAAAAGUUAAGCACGUACAAGAGCUAAAGAAACACAAAUCACAAAAUGUAUCUGAAGAAGAAGCUGCUUUGCGUAUACAGAAAGCUUACAGAGGCUACGUAGUUCGCAAAGCGUAUGGACCUCUCGUCAACAAAUCUACUGGGGAGAUCGACGAAGUGACUGCUGGGUUUCUGAAGCGAUUUGCCAGGAAAUGGAAAAGCCGAUCCGUAUUCCAAGUUCUUCUGCAGUAUAGAGCUCUGCGAUACCAGGAUUUAGUGCACUUUUCACAACAGGUUCACAUUUACAACCAGGCGGUAGUAGAAGCUCUCCUUAACACCACUUCACCAGUGCUACUCGAUCGAGUAGAUCCUCAUGCUAAGCAAAAAAAUUACCUUGGCGCUGGACCGCCCACUGUUUGGAAGCUCCCAUUCCGAAUGGACCAAAUACAGUUUUACGAUACGUCUCAUAUGUGCGACCCUUCAGUUAAAAGCACAGAUACGUUCGCAAGUCCAUAUGAUUCAGACAGUGAACAGUGGGAUGAACCUUUGAAACGUCGUUGCAGCGCGGCGCAAACGGAACCAUUCAAGGCGUCGACGAGCACUCAGACCCUACUUAGCAUACCGUUCUGCAGAGACCCCACUCAGCCCGUGGCGACUUUACCACCCGACGAUCAGAUGCAUUCAAGACGUGAGAGCUUCAGCAAACCUGUUAUUUAUAAGAAUCCACCGCGUUGCGUUUCUCCCCAAAGCUAUUACCAACCACCCGUCCCUUGGUCGAGUGGAGGCAACGACACCAAAAUUUUAGAAAACACCGAUUACCGUAGAACGAGCGGCGCAUUAGAUUACUCAGUAAACAAACACGACCUACCCAACCCCAUAAACGAACUCCAAGCUAUGGCCAAGUGUACGAGGAGUGCCAGAGACGAUGACGAUGAUGAUGACCCUCCGUUUAAUUUCCAGGCGAUGCUCAAGAAGACACCGAAGAACAGAGCCUCGAUGAAAAGACACGGGGAGAUUAACCGCGAUUCGUACGACAGCCCGUCGAGGAAUCCAUCACAUAACAGAAGUUACGUGAACAGAAAUGACAACCAGUACAAUAACUCAAAGAGUGGCAACAUGAGGGUGUAUAAGAGUAGGCACGAAGAAACAUUUGAAGAUUCAUACGAAAGCAAUCCUUAUGGAGGCGGUGCUUCUAGACGCAAUUUAGUUUCGCCUAGCCAAGAAUCGUACGUAAACAUGUCUCCGGCUCAUUCAUAUAGAGGACCACCAACAAACGAUUUUGGUAGAAACUCCCGUGACUUUGAUGAUUCCAACUAUAAAAAGAAAGGCAUGCGAAACGAUCGUGGCUACAUGGACAACAAGAACAACUUGGAAACCGUUGAGAUAGCACCGGGUAUGACUAUUGAGGGCGAAGUAGCUGAUCUAUGAAAAGAAACCAAUAAUUCUUGUCGUAAAAAAUAUAUUUAAUCUCCAUUUAAAUAAGCAUACACUGCUCGAUAUAUUACUGUAGGUUUUACAUAAUUAUAGUUUUGACUUCCCAAGAUUAAAGCCAUUUAUUACGAGUUUUAGUACAUAGAAUCAGUUGAGUAGCUAGUACCUAUAGAACAAUUUUUAUUUAAAAAAAAUUUAUAAGGAUAAGCAGUA